ACUCUAAUCGCAGGCCGCAAUUUACGUGUUUCCAUCUUAACGCUGUAUUUAACGCACGCAAGCUUACAGCCGUAAUAAUUUGAAAGGAAAGGCUCAAAGUAUUUGGCACCAUGCGAAUUGAACCUGGGGAUUCGUUUUGGCUGGAAAAGGAGGUGUUUUCCAGCGCAGAAAGGCAGUACUUUGAGACGGUCAGUCGGCGGAAAACCAGUCUUCCUGACCCCACCGCCCCGAAAGAACCCGUCUGCGCGCCCAACAUAGCCGCCCCGGCAAAGAAGGCCAAAAAGAAAAAUAAGACGAUGGCCGAGAAGGAGCCAAACAAACUGCUUUACAUGAAUCCCCUUACCAUGGAGGCAAACUUCUUUCUGGAAACCCUAAACGCAGUGAACCAGAAGGCCAAUCCGCCUCAGCUGGAUCCGCACCUGGCCAAGCUGCUGGAGCGUAUUAUGGUGGGCAUCGAGAACUACAUGGACAGGAAUCCCACAUACGUUAUGCCUCAGGAAAUGGCCGCACCGGGUGAGGGCGUGGCCUUUGUUCAGCCCAAGGACCUGCAGACAAUUAAGCGCACAUUCAACUGUAGUGCCUGCUGUAACCGGCUUGUGGGCACCACCAUCGCGAAGGCUGUGGCCCACCUUUCGGAACAGCAUCCAAACCCCAAUCCCAACAAUCAGCUAAUCCAACAGCAACCGGCGCAUCAGACCAAACAGGAGAGAAAGCAGGCGCAAGUGAAGGCUCGUCAGCAUAUGACAGUGCAGCUGCCCAAGAAGGCCAAGGCAAUGAUUGUGGGAGAGAUCACGAAUGUGUUCAAGGACAAAUACCCAAUAGCGGACAAGCUAAAGGUGAUUCCCGAGUACGACAUUAUCGAACAGGACCUGUGCAAGCUUUUGUCGCCGGGCUUUCCCAAACAACCACUGCGAGUCUACAAGUUUGGCUCCCGCAUCACCGGCAUCGGAAAUCGGUCCUCCGACCUGGACGUCUUUGUUGACAUCGGCAACACAUUUCACACGUUCGAGCAUCGAGCUUCCAAUGCUACCAUCGCCAAGCUGCGGGCUAUGAGGAAGUUCUUCUGCGUCAGCGACGAUUGGCGCCUUAUUAAUUUCAUUGAACAGGCUCGCGUGCCCAUCAUCAAGACCUGCCAUUUGCCCACAGGCAUCGAGUGCGACAUUUGCCUGAACAGCUUGGGCUUUUGCAAUACAAAUCUGCUCAAAUACAUAUUCGAGUCACAACCACUGACUCAAUAUAUGUGCAUAUAUGUAAAGAACUGGCUGGAGCGAUGCAAGCUUACUGAACAAAUAUCGACGUACAGCAUUACACUGAUGGUGAUUUACUUCCUGCAGCUCCAGGCCCUGCUGCCUCCCAUCGCCAUGCUGCAGAUGGAGGAACCAGCCAAUCAGGGCGUACUUGUAGGACCGUGGGUUGUCAACUUUGCACAAAAGUCGUUUAGCGAGCUCGGACUGCAGCAAUUACAGGCGACUGUCCCCGUUGUAAAGGGCUUCCUUCGAAACUUCUUUUUGUAUUUUGCCAAGUUCGACUACGAGCAUUUCUUAGUCUGCCCAUAUUUCGGUCAGCCGAAUGUCGAGAUCCAGAAGUUCGAGAAGAUGCUGCAUGCUAGGUAUUCAGCAUAUGUGUCGGAGAACCCUGACUGCUCGCUCCAGCUGAAAAAACCGAUGGUGGUACAGGAUCCCAUACAACUUAACCACAAUGUGACGAAAGCUGUGACCAAAUUUGGACUGCAGACGUUUGUAGACUACUGCCUGCAGACGGCGGAGCUGCUUGAGGACCCUUCCACCAAUUGGCGUCAGCGCAAUACAUAAUCCAGAAAAUCCCCCUGAUCAAGCGGUUCCUCCAUCCAAUCUCAAGGCACCUUCGUCGUUGGUCUGUUAGCCAUCUACCUUGUGAGCGCGGCAUACCCAUGUAGGUUUGUUCAGACUGUAAAUUAAAGGCGGUUGGCACGUCUCGACAAUAUACAACACACAAAGUAUAA
Molecule: messenger RNA, 1981 nt
Organism: Drosophila teissieri
Lineage: Eukaryota; Metazoa; Arthropoda; Insecta; Diptera; Drosophilidae
Gene: Tailor
Product: terminal uridylyltransferase Tailor
Exons: 9
Coding region: 111-1811 (566 amino acids)
Biological process (GO): mitochondrial mRNA polyadenylation; mRNA 3'-end processing
Molecular function (GO): poly(A) RNA polymerase activity
Source: RefSeq, a predicted model, not a curated record